AUGAUAGAGACUACCGAAGAAGCUUCUACAUCCUAUUCAUUCCGUGGUCCUUCCAAAGUUUUAUGGCGCACUAUACGGGGGAUGAUUCCACACAAAACCAAGCGUGGUGGUACUACUCUCGCUCGCUUGAAUGUCAACGAAGGAGUCCCGCCUCCGUAUGACAAGGUUAAGAUAAUGGUUAUACUACAUGUUUUGAGGCUACAUAGUGGGCACAAGUAAUGCUUGUUGGGUCGUCUAUCGUCUGAGAUUGGCUGGAACCAUUACGAUACCAUUAAAAAUCUUGAGGUGACGAGAAAGGUAAGGUCACAAGUGACGUAUGAUCCUAAGAAGCAACUUAACAAGCUCAGGAUCAAGGCAGAGAAGCUCGCAGAAGAGAAGCUCGGAUCACAGCUCUAUGUAUUAAGCCCAUUUUAUCAAAAGCUAGUCUUGAUUUUGAUUCUGCCACUGAAAUUUUGUUUUGUGAGUGUCAAGCAUAAACAUCUAAAGAACCCUCUAUUUUCAUCGUUGUUGAUUUAUGUUAUCUAUAUUUGA
Molecule: messenger RNA, 531 nt
Organism: Eutrema salsugineum
Lineage: Eukaryota; Viridiplantae; Streptophyta; Magnoliopsida; Brassicales; Brassicaceae
Product: 60S ribosomal protein L13a-3
Biological process (GO): negative regulation of translation; translation
Cellular component (GO): cytosolic large ribosomal subunit; ribosome
Molecular function (GO): structural constituent of ribosome; mRNA binding
Source: RefSeq, a predicted model, not a curated record